Molecule: messenger RNA, 1287 nt
Organism: Suillus paluster
Lineage: Eukaryota; Fungi; Basidiomycota; Agaricomycetes; Boletales; Suillaceae
Exons: 6
Coding region: 172-1200 (342 amino acids)
Molecular function (GO): oxidoreductase activity, acting on the CH-CH group of donors, NAD or NADP as acceptor
Source: RefSeq, a predicted model, not a curated record
UCCCAUGCAGAUGCCCCUGAGUCAUUGUGAACUAGAAACCCGUCUUUGUGACUGUAUUGACCACCCGGCGGAAUGCCACCCGCUCACGCUGUCUCGAAGCAAGGCACCAUUUAUAACAGUUGCUGAAACACUCAUACUGGGCAGACAUCCUCCAUAUCCCCUCGUACAAUCAUGACAACCAAUUCACGUAUCAUUUUCAACGAAAUGCCUCAUGGCCUGCCAAAUCCUAAAACAGCUUUGAUUGUCGACGAUACACAGUCUAUUGAUCUUGAUAAUGUACCACUUCAAGGAGGCAUUCUCGUCAAGGCGCUUGCCUUCAGCCUUGAUCCCUACAUGCGCAAUCGCAUGCGGCCCGUUGAGAUUCAAGGGGAUAUUGAUGCAUUCGCCCUCGGCGAAACAAUUACUGGUUUCAGCGUCGCUGUGGUCUUGCGAAGUGAGACGCCCUUGAUUCAAGCCGGCCAACAUGUGUAUGGAUUCAUGCACGCCAAUGCACUUGGGAUGAAGGGCCUGAGCCUACAAGUCCUUGACAACAAGUAUAACCUCCCAUGGCGAUAUUAUGUUGGAAUCCUUGGAAUGACAGGGCAGACAGCAUAUUAUGGACUCAAGGAUAUUAGCAACCCUAAACCUGGCGAGACGCUCUAUAUAUCGGCCGCGUGUGGCGCCGUGGGCCAUAUGGUGGUUCAGCUUGCCAAAGCCCAAGGAUUGAAAGUCAUUGCAUCCUGUGGUAGCGACCAGAAGGUCUCGUUGGUGAAGUCACUCGGGGCAGAUCAUGUCUUCAACUACAAAACCGCAAAUACCGCUGCAGAGCUUAGGAUGCAUGGCCCAAUCGACAUUUACUUUGACAAUGUCGGUGGUCCGACCCUCGAAGCUGCCAUAGACAAUGUAGCUUGCAACGCGAGGAUCGUUAUCUGCGGGAUGGUUAGUCAAUACAACCUAGGUACGGACAAGACAUAUGGUAUUCGAAACCUGUGGUUGUUGAACAGAUAUCGAGCGAAGAUGGAAGGUUUAGUCGUGAUCGACUGGGCAGAUAAGUAUCUGGAUGAGUUCCAUGACGUUGUCCCGCGAGACUUGGCUGCCGGCAAGUUGAAAUAUCUGGAACAUGUAUACAAUGGUAUGGAAAGGGUCGGUGAGGCACUGGUGGAUUUGCUGAUUGGCAAUAAUGUCGGCAAAUCUGUACUAGUUCUCGAAGAUGGUGUGUAGGAAAGUAGACGCCACGCUACGCGUGUGCAUCAUACUUCGAUUGAUCUGUAAAUCUCAGCUGGUUGAAUUUGGGUUGAAUGCUUCGCC